This is a messenger RNA of Effrenium voratum, 237 nucleotides long. Lineage: Eukaryota; Dinophyceae; Suessiales; Symbiodiniaceae. The record is from the annotation of a GenBank genome assembly.
AUGCCCGUGAACUGCGGUGAUCUAGAGACAAAUGUGCUGCAGGAGGAGCUGUUAACGAGCCUUACACGCUUGCGCAGUUUGGCGCGCAAAGGCACAGACAAGACAGGCCUGCUUUGUCCUGGCAGAAUGGGGGAGGAGAUUUGGUGCGAGCUGCGCCGCAGGCGGGCGCUGCUGCACAUUGAGUCCCACGAGGGCGAUCCCGAGAGCAGCCGGCAGUGGCAGCUCCGGCUCUGGCAC